GUGCUUGCUAGCUCAGGGAGUUGUUGUGCCGCGGCAGAAAGCUGCUUAAUGCUGAUCCGUCAGGGUCCAGGCUCGAUGUCAGCAGGAAGAAGUACAGCUACGGGACCAGGUUUUCCCUUGAAACAUCUGUACCGAGAGUGGCUCCGCGUCCAGCUCCUCCUGCGGUUUCUUAUCGGACUUGUUCGGCUGACUCAUGACUCUCUGAGCUGUUUGCUGACACACUUCUCAGUCUGGUGAACUCUGGCUCACAUAGCUGGAGUCAGCAGAUAUUUUCUCACAGAAAUACCGUAAAAAGUGAACGUGGAUCCCUCCAGCUGUGGCGUGACUUCAGUUAAAGGUCUGACAGGAAGUCUGAUGAGAGAAGACAAAGUCCUCCGUCCCUGUCGCUCCAGCGAAGACUUUAUCUGACAGGUGGUUACGACUUCCUGUCCGCAGAAGAAGAAGAAGAAGAAUCUUUUUUCAGUUUGUAUUCGCGUCAUGUUGAGGGGCUGAAACUAUACACCAUGUUCAGUGUCAGAUAGAAAGGUGCGUUUGAUUUGUUGAACCUGAAACCUGAAACCUGUGCUGAAAAGACGAGAGAUCAUUGAGGUUCCCCUGGCGGCCAUGUUGGGGCCUCAGCUGCUUCCUGCCACCGCCGCCGCCACAACUCCAUCCUGAACCAGCGUUUCCUCAGUUCGCUGAUUUAUUUUCACGUGUUGUUUGUGUAAAUAAGGACUAAGUGUUUGUUCUGAGAAGCCGCCGGGCCUUGUCUCUUCAGCGUCGACUGAUCCAUCUGUCGGCCAUGGCGGAGUCCAGCUCGCAGCCGGCUGCAGAUCUGCUGAUCGAACGCCACAAAGAGGAACCGUCUCUUCCCGCAGAAAGCAUCUCCAAAGAACUGAUCCUAACCGCGGCGCCGGAGGGGCCGGAGUUGGACGUCGGAGCCGAGGCCGCGAGAAGCAACGGAGACGCCGGCAGUCCUCUUCCUGUCGAAGUCCUGAAGGAGGAGGCCACGCCCCCGGAGUCGUCGCUGUCGUCUGAAAACGGGACGGUAACCACCGUCACCAUAGAAGAAGACACUCUGUCCGCUCUGUUAAGACACAUCAAGACUGAAGGGGGACAGGGCAGAGGAGGAGAACCAGAUCUGGACCUGGAGGAGAGCUCCUCUGUGGCGACGGCGGGCGGCUCGGACGACCAGCGGGAGUCCACGGACUCCGCGUCCUUCUCCAUCCCGAGCCUGGAGCUGUCAGACGGGGUCACGGCCGCGGGAACCUCCCUGGACGUGGACGACGGCCUCUCCUCGUCCUACUCCGCUCUGGGCGCGGAGGGCUGCUCGCCGUCCACCGAGGUCCCGAGUCUGAAGGACGAGGAGACGCUGGAAGCUGCCGGUGGCGCUGCUGCUCCUCCUCCUGCUGCUCCUGCUGCUCCCGCCGCUGUUUCGGAGGCCGGGCCGUCCAUGCCGGCGUAUUACCUGGUGAAGUGGAUCACCUGGAAGGAGAAGAAGACGCCCAUCAUCACUCAGAGUGAGAACGGACCCUGCCCCCUGCUGGCCAUCAUGAACACGCUCUUUCUCCGCUGGAAGGCCAAACUUCCGGCUCAGACUGAAGUCGUCACCACCGAGGACCUGAUGGCUCACCUGGGAGAGUGUGUGUUGUCUGUCACGCCCAGAGAGAAGGCUGAUGGGAUGGAGCUCAACUUCCAGCAGAACAUGAGCGACGCCAUGGCGGUGCUCCCGAAGCUGUCCACAGGUCUGGAUGUGAACGUUCGUUUCACCGGAGUGACGGACUUCGAAUACACACCCGAGUGUAUCGUGUUCGACCUGCUGGACAUCCCGCUGUACCACGGCUGGCUGGUCGACCCGCAGAGUCCAGAGAUGGUGGCUGCUGUGGGGAAACUGAGUUACAACCAGCUGGUGGAGAAAAUCAUCGACUACAAACAUUCUGCUGAAAGCAGCCGAGUCAGUGAAGGUCUGGUGGCGGAGCAGUUCCUGGAGUCGACGGCGACCCAGCUGUCGUAUCACGGCCUGUGUGAACUCAACACGACGGCCAAAGAGGGAGAGAUCUCCGUGUUCUUCAGAAACAACCACUUCAGUACCAUGAUCAAACACAAGGGUCACCUGUACCUGUUGGUCACGGAUCAGGGCUUCCUGCAGGAGGAGGGUUUGGUCUGGGAGUCUCUUCAUAAUGUCGAGGGAGAUGGGAACUUCUGCGACUCCGACUUCAGACUGUGUCAUCCUCCUCAGAGAGCUCCGCCCGCCGCCACCCUGCCGCCCACCGCCCAGGAGCAGCAGAGACAGAUUGACCAGGACUACCUGGUGGCGGUGUCCCUGCAGCAGCAGCAGGGCGGGGCCCCGGGGCCCCUCAGUGACCUGGAGUUGGCCCGACAGCUCCAACAGGAGGAAUACCAGCAGCAGCAGCAACUCCAGCAGCAGCAGCAGCAGCAGCAGCAGCAGCUGCAGCAGCAGGGACCAGGGCAGGCAGCACAGCAGGUCAGAGGUCAGGGGUCACAGCAGGGCGGGGCCAGGAGAAGAGACAAGGACUCAGACUGUGUCCUCCUAUAGACUCCUCAUCUUCUACCAACCACCAAACUCCCUGAGUCCAGUCUGUCUGCAGCGGGGAGGACACACACACACAUGCACACGCACACACACUCAGCUCGAUGCCAAACCCCAGUGCUUUUGUUAAACAGUUCGUUUCAGACGGGAUUCCAGGUUUUGGAAAGUUUGUAAAUUUGUAAGAAAUAACUGUUGAGUCUGGUGGAACACGCACGCUGCUCACACGCCAGUCUUUAUACAGGGAUUAUAAUCUGACACUGACGGCUUCACUACUGGUCAAUAAAUCAUCAUUAAUCAGCUGUAAAACAUUAAUAAUAAUAAUAAUAAUAAUAACUUGGCAGGUUGGGAAAAAAUACUCGAGUUGAGAGCUGAAACGAUGCGGUCUGCAGUUUUAAAUGUUGAUCCAGAAGCCCUGCAGCUGAAGGUCAGAGGUCAAAAAAAGAGUAAGUGUCCUGCUAGAGGAUGAACAGCAGCCAAAACCUGACCUGAAUCAUGGCUAAUAACUGAUCUGUAAAGCAGGAAGUGAUUUACUAACCAUUAAUAAAGCCGUUGGUUACAACUUCUGACUUAUUAGGAAGUGGAUCCGUGAAACGAUGAAAGGAAACUGCUGAAAAAUCUGUUAACUUAAAGUGUGUUUUACUGACCUGAGCGACAUGAAAGUGUCUUUUCUGACGGGACCAGUUUCACCAGAAGACGACGCGUCUCAAUAAAAUACAUCUACCAACGUUCAAAAUGUCCGACACACGACCUCCUCUGGUGAAAGCGAUCCUUUCCUAUAAUCAGCUUCACUGCAGAUGAAACUUUAAAGCUCGAGGUCGGCAGAGACCAACACGGGUCAACCGUUACGGUUCCUAAAAUCCAGGAGUCCGCACCAAAGUCCAUACAGAUUACCACUGCUUUUUUACCAGCAGGGUUUGAGUUAAUUUAGAAAAUAAGCUCUGAAGUCCAAUAAAGUUUUUUCCAGUGAUUAAAAUGACAACUGGAAAGGUUCUCAUGCUGUUUUAAAAAAACAACAACUGAUUAUUCAUUAUUGAUGCUGCAGCAUUUGAGUAAAUCCCCGACACAGACACAGUAACUUUCUAAUAAUUUUACUCCAAUGGAUUUACCUUGAAUGAGAGCUGUAAUUGUGUACCGAGUAUAAGGGCAACGUUUGGUGAUUACAUGUCACUCUAAAAUUAUGAAAUGUGUGAUAAUUACAGGGUAUCUUUGCUGCCAAUAUGAACCUUUUAUGUGACAUUUUGCCAAAUGUGAAGACAUUUUUUCUACAAAAACAAACAUGAAAUCUGCCCAAACAUCACCCACUCAGGAACAUUUAAAAUGAUGAUUUAAACAACCAAUACCUGAUCCCAGAACGAGCCGACGACCACAAAGAGUGUGACGAUGCGUUCACUGCCAACUUUCAGUACUUGUCAGUCACAUGUUUGAUACCCGGUUCAUAUAAAACGUCACUGCGGAGCUUAUUUUCUUCAUUUAUCACAAAAUCCAGAGCAGAAUUUGCAUUUAUACGGAAGCCCGAACCAGCCAGGGAAAUAAACAAAUACCGGAAAUGACAAAAAUAAAAAUACUCUUGGUGUCUCAAAAGUAUCCUGAUUGACUUAAUUGACCUAAUUUUAACUUAAAUCUUUGUGUUAUUGUCUUGUAUUUAUGACUCAGUAUCUGAUCAUUUUGAUCAAAUUCCAGUCUAACAUUUUCUUAUGUUUAUGACUUAAAAUCACAUAAUAAAGAAAAAAUACAAAGUAGAGUUUAAGUUAUUAGGCACAAAAUUAUAAGACACUAUUAUAAAUAUGAAAUAAGCCAAAAUCAGUGAGUCAGAAUUUUAACUUGUUUCUCAUAUUUAUGACUUACUAAGUCAGAAUUGAGAGAUAUUUAAUCAAAAUUUUAACUAUUUCUCAUAUUUAAGACUUAAUAUCUCGUAAUUUUGACUUUCUAUGUCAUAAUUUUGAGGCACAAAGUCAGAAAUACAAAGUAAGGAUUUUGAUUUAUUAGGUCAAAAUUAUAAGAUACAUAGUCAAAAAUUUCAACUUUUUGUCCUCAUAUUUAUGACUCAGUUUGACUGAAUUCCAGUCAUACAUUUGUCUUUUCCCAUAUUUGUCCUAGUACCUCGAAUUUGUGACCUGUUUUUUUAAUUUUGACAUGUUGACUCAGAAUUAUGACUCGUUAGUAAAUGUUGACUUUCUAUCUCAUACUUGUGAUUUACCAUGACCAUUUAAUUUUUGGCGUUUCUAACGGUUCAUCUUAAAGGGCCUCCGUACGUUUAAAUCUGCUGCGUGAGUAAAAACAUUCUGGAUCGACUCAAACGCGUCGUGACUUCAUCCCUCUGGUGCUGUCGGCACGUAAAAAAGCACAUUUUGGACUGAAACCGCGUUGUAACUCUGCUGAUGCUCUGAUGUUUAAUGAACAGUUCAGACCUGGCGUCAAGAUGUUUCCUCUUCAAGUGCUCUGAAGAUCCAGGAACCCAGAGUCCUGAUUUAAAACGACUUAUUUAAAGCCACGUAGAAUGAAACGGUUAAACGUCUUAAACUGAGCACUUAAAACUUUCCCAUCAUGCCUCUGAGUGUUCGGGGCGUCGCCGGUACUUCCUGUUGUCGUCCGGUGUUUUUAACAGUUUGUUUCUUUGGUGUGUCUCUUGCUGUCGGACUGCUGCCACGCUCUGUUUAAGCUUUCUAUUUAAUUUGUCAAGAUGUCAAAUUAUCAGUAAAAACAAAACCAAA
This is a messenger RNA of Micropterus salmoides (largemouth bass), 5241 nucleotides long. It is a transcript of the gene mindy1, whose product is annotated as MINDY lysine 48 deubiquitinase 1. Gene Ontology annotation, cellular component: cytosol; cell periphery. Gene Ontology annotation, biological process: protein K48-linked deubiquitination. The transcript is spliced from 12 exons. The record is from RefSeq and is a predicted model, not a curated record. Lineage: Eukaryota; Metazoa; Chordata; Actinopteri; Centrarchiformes; Centrarchidae. The coding region runs from base 782 to 2536 and encodes 584 amino acids. Gene Ontology annotation, molecular function: cysteine-type carboxypeptidase activity; K48-linked deubiquitinase activity; cysteine-type deubiquitinase activity.